CGGUCGAGCUGAGCUCCGAGCUCCCUUCCCCACAGGCGAGUGUCAGAUGCCAUAUAGCCGGAUGUAGCCGCGGUUGCUGCAACACUGCGAGCGCUCAGCGCUGACAAGACUGCACUCGCUGCCAGUGGCAAGCAUCUGCACAAUGGCCGCCCCAAUGAUUCGGCGGGCGUGCAUGUACGUCCCCGCGUCGUCGCCCAAGAUGCUCUCCAAGGCCCUCGCCAUGCACGCCGACAACCUGACCUUCGACCUGGAAGACUCAGUCGCGCCCGCGCUCAAAGAAUCCGCGCGCGCAAACCUGCGUCCCAUCCUGUCGCAGCCGCGCCCCGCCGGCGUCCGCGAACUCUGCGUCCGCAUCAACAGCGUCGACACGGGCCUCGCGCUCGCCGACCUCACCGACGUGCUGCAGGGCCCGCACCUCGACGCCAUCAUGCUGCCCAAGUGCGAGUCGGCCGCCGACCUGCACUUUGUGACCGACGUGCUGCGCCACGUGCUCCCCGCGCGGCACCCCAGCAGCCCCAGCCCCGACGCACCACAGCCGCCGCUGCGCAUCAUCGCGCUCAUCGAGUCUGCCCGCGCCGUCCAGAACCUGCGCGAGAUCUGCGCCGCGUCGCCGUACCUCGAUGGCCUGGUCUUCGCCGCCGAGGACUUCGCAAAGGAUAUGAGUCUCACGCGGACGCCCUCGCUGACCGAGUUCCUGUACGCCCGCAGCGCGAUUGCGACGGCGGCGCGCGCGGCGCUGCUGCCCAGCACGAUUGAUCUCGUGUGCACGAGCUACAAGGGCGAGGUGGGGUUGAAGACGCUGGAGGAGGAGUGUCUGGGCGGCAAGGGGCUGGGGUUCAAUGGCAAGCAGUGCAUUCACCCGAGUCAGGUGGCCGUGUGUCACAGGGCGUUUAGUCCGGGGGAGGCCGAGGUGGAGUGGGCGGCGCGCGUGGUGAUUGGGGACGAGAAGGCGGAUCGGGCGGGCCGCGGGGCGUGGACGCUCGAGGGCAAGAUGAUCGAUGUGCCGGUGGUGAAGAAGGCACGGGCUGUGCUGCAGCACGCGGCGGCGUGCGAGAUAGACGUCACGGCGGUGCGGGAGAAGUGGAAGCAUCAAGAGCCCGAGUAG
This is a messenger RNA of Boeremia exigua, 1105 nucleotides long. RefSeq names its product Pyruvate/Phosphoenolpyruvate kinase-like domain-containing protein. Lineage: Eukaryota; Fungi; Ascomycota; Dothideomycetes; Pleosporales; Didymellaceae. Gene Ontology annotation, biological process: oxaloacetate metabolic process. The transcript has 2 exons. Gene Ontology annotation, molecular function: catalytic activity; magnesium ion binding. Bases 143 to 1105 code for a protein of 320 amino acids. The record is from RefSeq and is a predicted model, not a curated record.